AUGGCGAAGCUUUCCCUCACCUCUACUCUUCGAAUGCCUUCGGGGUAUAGCAUUCCAAUUCUUGGAUAUGGAGUGUACCAAACCCCCGCUAAUGUCGCAGCAGAGGUGGUCGGACACGCCUUGAAGAUCGGAUAUCGCCAUGUCGACUCUGCUGUAGCCUACCGCAAUGAAGCACCAUCUGCCGAGGGCAUCAACACGUCUGGAAUCCCGCGUGAAAAGGUCUUCUUCACCACCAAGAUACCUCCGAAAGAAAUGAGUUACGAGAGUGCCAAGAAGCACAUUGAGAAUUCCCUAAAGGAGACUGGAUUUGACUACAUCGAUUUGUACCUUUUACAUUCGCCGUAUGGUGGAAAAGAGAAUCGGAUCGGUGCCUGGAAGGCGCUCGUCGAAGGUGUUGAAGCCGGGAAAAUUCGGAGUAUUGGUGUUAGUAAUUAUGGCGUUCAUCAUUUGAUGGAGCUAGAAUCAUACAUUAAGAGCACAAAUGAAAGAGAGGGCAAGGAUAAAGGUGGCUGCUUGAGUUGCAAUCAGGUCGAGCUUCACCCGUGGCUGGCGAGGAAAGAUAUCGUUGAUUGGUGUAACACGAGGGGCGUGAUCUUAGAGGCCUAUUGUCCGAUUGUGCGCGCAACAAAGUCGGAAGAUCCGCUUCUCCUACCGCUUGCGAAGAAGUAUAACAAGACAACGAGUCAAGUUCUGUUACGGUGGAGCUUGCAGAUGGGAUUCGUGCCUUUACCAAAAUCGGUCACAAAAUCACGUAUCGAGGAGAACGCACAACUCUUUGACUUUGAGCUUUCCGCGGAAGAGAUGGAGAGCCUUGACACAGGGGUAUAUGAGCCCUGCGCAUGGGACCCCACGGUCAGUCGUGAUUAA
Messenger RNA from Didymosphaeria variabile, 867 nucleotides. RefSeq lists its product as uncharacterized. The coding region runs from base 1 to 867 and encodes 288 amino acids. The record is from RefSeq and is a predicted model, not a curated record. The transcript has 2 exons. Gene Ontology annotation, molecular function: oxidoreductase activity. Lineage: Eukaryota; Fungi; Ascomycota; Dothideomycetes; Pleosporales; Didymosphaeriaceae.